Aspergillus oryzae RIB40 is the source of this 1740-nucleotide messenger RNA. Its product is annotated as putative amino acid transporter. The record is from RefSeq and is a predicted model, not a curated record. Gene Ontology annotation, molecular function: amino acid transmembrane transporter activity. Gene Ontology annotation, biological process: amino acid transmembrane transport. The coding region runs from base 1 to 1740 and encodes 579 amino acids. NCBI's taxonomy places the organism in Eukaryota, Fungi, Ascomycota, Eurotiomycetes, Eurotiales, Aspergillaceae. The transcript has a single exon.
AUGUCCGACCAGUACCUUAGCUCCACGCCUCGAGACCAGGACUCCGAGGCCCGCGAGGCUAUCCUGGCCCAGCACCUCAACCCUCAGUUCACAGCCUCGCUGCAGGAUGAGACCUUUGCCCCCUCAGAAACGACCCACGAAGGUGCGGAGGACAGCCCGGAACCGCAGUCCUCUCUCCUACUUCAAGGUGGCGACAUACACCGUGACCUUUACCGGAUUGAAGCCAAGUCUAAGCAGGCGAAGAUAGAUAAACGGGCCGCAAGCUUUUCCGUUCCCCCAAGAGAGGCGGAAGAUGCAAUAGAAGAGGGUGUCGCAGCUAUGGAGCCCGGCAGCUUCCGUCGCCAUUUCGUGCAACAGCACAAGAAUGGCAAUUUCGAUUCUCCGGGGGUGACGACGUCCUUCCUCGAUUUCCUCGAUCUAUAUGGUAAUUUUGCCGGCGAGGAUCUAGCAGAGACGGAGGAAGAUUCGGUGGUCAGCGAAGACCGGGAAACUAGGACAUUGCCAUGGGAGCAAACCCCCUUGAUCCAGAGGGCCCGGCGGCGUUCACGAGUCGGCCGUCCGGGUGACGCAUCCAAUAUGAAAACAUUUUUCACACUGCUGAAGGCGUUCGUUGGCACAGGCAUUAUUUUCCUGCCCAAAGCAUUCCGCAACGGAGGAAUUUUAUUUUCCUCGAUUACGCUAGUGACGGUUGCGUUGAUCACCACUGUGUGCUUUCGCCUUCUCCUGCAGUGUCGUCGACAAUAUGGUGGGGGUUAUGGCGAAAUUGGUGAGCGGAUUGCAGGACCUCGUCUCCGGUCCCUUAUCCUCUCGUCCAUCACCAUCUCUCAGAUUGGCUUCGUGUGCACGUGUUUCAUCUUCACCGCCGAGAAUAUUCAGGCCUUCUUAAAGGCCAUGGCGACUAAUAUCUCGACGGGGAGUUUGAUCUUGCUCCAAUUGCUCGUGCUCAUUCCGCUCGCUUGGAUUCGAAACAUCUCUAAGCUGGGUCCGGCAGCGCUGCUUUCCGAUGUGUUCAUUCUCCUGGGACUAGGAUAUAUCUACUGGUACGACGUUGCGACUCUCGUAACGCGACCGGGAGCAGACCCAACCGUCGAGCUAUUCAACCCGCACUCAUUCACGCUGACCAUCGGUUCGUCGAUUUUCACCUUCGAAGGUAUCGGUCUCGUAUUGCCAAUCCAGUCCUCAAUGAGGAAGCCGCAACAUUUCGACCGUCUUCUAUACAUCGUCAUGGCGAUCAUCACUACACUCUUCACAGCAGUGGGCGCAUUAUCUUAUGCUACAUUCGGUAACCGGACUCAGACAGAGAUCUUCAGCAAUUUCCCCCAAACAGACAGACUUGUCAACACGAUCCAAUUUCUUUACUCCCUUGCAAUCCUAGUGGGCGCUCCAAUUCAACUGUUUCCAGCUACCCGUAUCAUGGAGGGCAAGCUCUUUGGGCACAAGUCCGGGAAAGGUGACACGUCAAUCAAAUGGAAGAAGAAUAUCUUCCGAAUGGUCCUCGUUUUAUGCUGUGCCUUCAUCUCCUCCGUUGGUGCGGGUGACUUGGACAAAUUUGUUUCCAUAAUCGGGUCGUUUGCGUGUGUACCGCUGGUCUAUAUAUACCCGGCGUAUCUGCAUUGGAAAGGCGUGGCCGAGCUUCCGUGGGAGAAACGGGGAGAUAUUGCUAUGAUGGUGCUUGGUUUCGUGUUUAUGAUUUACACUACCAUUGCUACGUUGGCUGUUUGGGUUCAAGGCAGUCCAUGA